ACUACGCUUCCCAGCAUGCACCGGGAGGGGGCGCGUGGCGCACGGUAGGGCGGUAGCGCCCGCCGGAGGAGCGAGGCAUGGAGACGGAUGAGGCGCAGCCGCGCGCCCAUCUGGCCGCGCUGGUGCUGGCGCGCGGCGGCAGCAAGGGGAUCCCGCUGAAGAACAUCAAGCUGCUGGCGGGCGUGCCGCUCAUCGGCUGGGUGCUGCGCGCCGCCCUCGACGCUGGCGUCUUCCACAGUGUGUGGGUGUCUACAGACCAUGAUGAAAUUGAGAAGGUUGCAAAGCAGUUUGGUGCUCAAGUUCAUCGCCGAAGCCCUGAAGUAUCUCAAGACUCCUCUACUUCCCUAGAGACUAUCAGAGAGUUCCUUAAUCAUCAUCAUGAGGUUGAUAUUGUAGGAAAUAUUCAAGCAACAUCUCCCUGUCUCCAUCCCAGUGAUCUUAUAAAAGUAGCAAAUCUGAUUCAGAAGGAGGGUUUUGAUUCUGUUUUCUCUGUUGUGAGAAGGCAUCAAUUUAGAUGGAGCGAGGUGAAAAAAGGAGAAAACAAAAUGACAGAGCCCCAAAACCUGAAUCCAGCAAAGCGGUACCGUCGGCAAGAUUGGCCUGGGGAGCUGUAUGAAAAUGGCUCAUUUUAUUUUGCUAAGAGGCAUUUGAUCGAGAAAGGCUACUUGCAGGGUGGUAAAAUGGCCUACUAUGAAAUGCGUGCUGAGCACAGUGUGGAUAUUGAUAUAGACAUUGAUUGGCCUAUUGCGGAGCAAAGAGUAUUGAGCUUCGGAUAUUUUGGCAAGGAGCCAUUAAAAGAAGUGAAGCUAUUAGUUUGCAGUGUUGAUGGAUGCCUGACAAAUGGUCGCAUUUAUGUCACAGAAGAUCGCAAGGAAAUGGUCUCCUACGAUUAUAGAGAUAUUGUUGGUAUCAACCUAUUGAAGAAAAGAGGAAUCCAGGUUCGACUCAUCUCUGAAAGAGAUUGUUCCAAGUCCCUGUCAGCCAUGCAGCUGGGGUGUGUAGCAGAAGUUAAUGCAACAAAUAAACUACAAGUUCUGGAGGACUGGCAAAAAGACAUUGGUUUGAGCUGGAAAGAAGUUGCUUACUUAGGAAAUGAAGAAUCUGAUGUGGAAUGCCUGAAGAAGGCUGGCAUGAGUGGUGUGCCUGCUGAUGCUUGUGCACUUGCUCAGAAGGCUGCUGGUUACAUUUGUAAAAGCAGAGGUGGCUGCGGUGCUGUCCGGGAGUUUGCAGAACAUAUAUUCCUGUUGUUAGAAAAAGUGAACUCUGCAAGAAAGCAAAUGGAAGAAGUGAAUUCAGCAGGAGAGGGUACAGAUGGAAAAUGAGAACAGUGGAAGUGGAAAUAAGGAACUAAUGAGAAGACAGUAGCACUGUUGUUCUCUCGUUCUUCCACUUCUCCCUUUCCUUCUCAGUAAGCCUGUAUCCCAAAGGAUGGUUUGCUUUUCAAAUUUUACAUGGUAUUAGAGUUAAAAAACGUUUCCCUCUAACUUAACGUUCCACUUUGAUUAAGUGCUGACAUUCGUGAUUGUAUUUACGAUUAUUUUUAAAGCUAUUUAAGUGCAAUUGAAGAAGUACUACAAAAAUAGUGUCCUGUAAAUCUCUCUUAAACAUUACGCUUGUUCUACAAGAAUGAUGUAUCUUUAUUUUAUAAUCUGAAUGUAUUCAGGGAACAAGGAUCUUUUUCAUCAUUGUGGAUUUGUAAUUCAGACCCUUGAAAAUUUUGUUCUGUAAGUUGUGCUCAUUGUAUUUACCUCUCCUCAAUCAAAUGCCAGUAUGAUAUUGUAAUUAUGUGCUAACUUUUCUUGAGAUGCAUGUCUCCCUAGUAAGGAAGAGUUUUAGCAUGUGCUGAAGAGGUGAGUGAAGAGAUGAGGCAAAAUAAAUAUCAAACCUUUUCCUGUAUUUUUAAAAGUUGAUUUAGUGUUAAACUAGUUAAUGUGAGUAUUAGUUAAGAUAAGUAUUUAAGCAUGUGUUCAAUUUAAGCUGAUAAAUAAUUAAGUGGUAUUUGGAAUUAUGUCUCUUACCUUUGAAUCUGGUUACAUUGGGUUUUACUUCAGUGCUUAAAUUGACAUAAUCAAAUGCUUUGCCUCAAAUUUGGAACUAAAUCUCCCAUUAACCUUGAAAUCUUUCCUUUGCAAAAACUAUGUUUCUUCAUAUGGAGUCUUCAUUAGAGCUGCUAAUGAGUUUUAAAAAAAAUCGUUAAUGUUUAUCAUAUGGCAAAGUAAUUGCUGUGGGAAAAAAAAAAAUCAUAGUUGAUGUUUUUGGGUUUGUAUAAAAUACAUAUUCAGGUUAUAUUUAGCAUGUUAAUUUAAAUUUGAUGUAUAUACAUUUGUAUUUAUGUAAAAUACAAUUUUUACUGUGUUUUGAUUUGAAGAACUCAGUGAUCUGUAAACAUCUGUUGAACUGACACUAAAAAUAUACAUCUGUUUUCAGUCCUUGUACUUGAUGUGUAGUGAGUCAGGCUCAGUCUUGGGUUAGGCUGAAAAAUAAUAAAAAAAAAUAAAAUCAUGGCACUGCCACAUAGGCAGUUAUUGUCAAGAUGAAUAAUAAUGGUUUAUCAUUUUAUUUUAUGUUUCUCAAUAUAAGAUUUCCUGUAUCUCUUUCCAAUAUAACAUCUACUGAUUUACAGCUUUUUGUUGAUGAACUUUGUGUUUACUUCCCUUUCCAAAGCAAAAUUCUAAGCAAAAUUCUUUUACUACCUGUAGCAGUAAGGUGAGUAGGUGAAUGGUUGGGAAGUGAAUUAGCUGCACUAUCGCCCUCUUCAGUUAUCACUUAAAUUUCCUUUCAUUGAGUUUUUAGGGUUCUGCACUAGAUAAAUUUCAUGGAUAAUGAGAGUACCGUAUUUUGGACAGAGCUGUGAACUUUGGUACAGGUUGAUGAGUCAUUUUACUCAUAUAAACAAUGUGGUAAAUUGUAGAAGUCCAGAUUGUUUGAACAAUUCUAUCUGAAUAACGUCAUUUAAAAUUGGCCAAGUUCUUAUUUACUUCACCUAGUCAUGGUCAAGGUACUAAGUAACAUUGUGUUCAAGGACAGUUUCCUGUGAAUAAAUAGAUCUGGAGAAGCUGCGAUGAA
Molecule: messenger RNA, 3066 nt
Organism: Numida meleagris (helmeted guineafowl)
Lineage: Eukaryota; Metazoa; Chordata; Aves; Galliformes; Numididae
Gene: CMAS
Product: cytidine monophosphate N-acetylneuraminic acid synthetase
Exons: 8
Coding region: 78-1322 (414 amino acids)
Molecular function (GO): N-acylneuraminate cytidylyltransferase activity
Source: RefSeq, a predicted model, not a curated record